AUCCAGUUUUCUUCCCUUGCUUGCCCAAGCUUCUCGUCAUUUUCCUCCAUCAGCCCGAACGUUGCGACAACAUAGCGGUAGGAAUCCACCAUGACGGCGGACGCCAACGACGCCGCUGCGACCGAGUCUGUCACCAAUCCUGAUGCUGCAGAGCAAGGAGAGGAAGAAAUGAAAGAAGAGAAAGCCAAGACGGGCGGCGAAGAAACCGAACAAGGCAACGAGACGCGACAACCUGCCAAGACCAAGUCAUUUGCAGAUGAUUUGAUCUGUCCCAUCAGCCAUGAGUUGCCAUGGGACCCCGUCAUAGCUAUGGAUGGUCGUGUCUACGAGCGCAAGUGUAUUGAGGCUUACAUUCAAAGUCAUCCCCAUGAUCUCAAGUCACCCAUCACCCGUCAAACGAUGGGCCGAACGCUGUUGCCAGCCAUCCAGCACCGCAACAUUAUUGAAACGGCAAUUGAGAAGGGUGAGAUGCCUGACGAUCUGUCCAAAGAAUGGAAUGAAAAUGUUCAACAAAAGAAGCUCAUGGAAGAAACAUUGAAGGAGGCAGAAGCCGGUGAUGAAGAUUCUAUGUAUGCUGCAGCCGUCAAAUAUGAAAAUGGGACUAAAGGAUUCAAGCAAGACCUCAAAUUGGCCUUUCAUUGGGUUGAGAAAGCGCAUUUGGCAGGGCAUGUGAUGGCAACAGCAGUGAUGGGUUCUUAUUAUCUGAAUGGCUGCGGUGUGGAGGAGUGUCUUCAUUUGGGCAUCAUGUAUGCCUCCGUGGCAGCAGCCCAAGGUUCAGACUGGGCAGCAUACAUAUUGGGACUGACAUUUGCCCAAGGCAUCCAUGGAGUGGUCAUGGAUAAGUCGGUGGCCGUAGUUUGGCUAAAGAAGGCUCUUGGCGAAUGUGCUCACAAGUAUAUGAAUGAUCAGAAGAAGCAGUCUCUGGAGCUGCUGAAUGAGCUCAAAGCAAAUGAUAGCAGCUCCACAUAGAUUGUUGAAGAUUCUCUCUGGUGAAUGGAUACAAUAAUAAUAAGUAAUAAAAUGAUGUUUUCUUUG
Seminavis robusta is the source of this 1035-nucleotide messenger RNA. The record is from the annotation of a GenBank genome assembly. NCBI's taxonomy places the organism in Eukaryota, Bacillariophyta, Bacillariophyceae, Naviculales, Naviculaceae.